UGGAGGUCGGCUGGGUUUAGGAACCUAGUGCUGAGUUUCGUGGAUGCGACGUUCGCUUCACCGAUUUGCGUGCAGCCGAUUGCCCUCGGAGCAGAUCUGUGCAUGCAUAGCUGCUCAAAGUACAUCGGUGGACAUACGGAUGUGAUUGGCGGAUGUGUGACAACCCGCUCACUUGACCACUGGAAACGUCUUAAACUUCAGCAGCUCACCACCGGCAGUGCCUUGUCGCCAUUUGACGCCGCCCUGUUGGCCCGUGGAUUGAAGACCUUGCCAUUGCGAGUUGAUAAGAUCUGCUCAAACGCUCACCGCAUUGCGCAAUUCCUGGCCCAGCAUCCAAAGGUGCUACACACACACUAUCCAGGGCUAGCCAGCCAUCCAAUGCACGAGGCAGCCAAGAUAUUCAUGAAAAAAUGGAGCGGCAUGAUUGCCUUCGACGUCGGCAGCGCAGAUGCGGCUAUCACGGUGGUUGAGUCAGUCCGACUGAUCAUUCACGCGGUCUUCACUUGGAGGAACGGAAUCGUUGAUGGAGCAUCCCCAUGUCGAUGUCACACAGCAGUCAACUUCUUCGCGAUAUGGACGAACCAAUGGUCCCUCCAGGUCUGCUACGGCUCAGUGUUGGAAUCGAAAACGCCGACGACCUCAUCGCCGAUCUGGAAAGGGCCCUCGCUCGGAUCUGAUCAACCUCCUAGUGAUUUUGCCCGCAAUCGCAAUAAAACUUUUGCCCAAGUGUCGUAA
Messenger RNA from Ostertagia ostertagi, 735 nucleotides. The record is from the annotation of a GenBank genome assembly. NCBI's taxonomy places the organism in Eukaryota, Metazoa, Nematoda, Chromadorea, Rhabditida, Trichostrongylidae.